This is a messenger RNA of Diprion similis, 859 nucleotides long. RefSeq names its product cilia- and flagella-associated protein 300-like. The record is from RefSeq and is a predicted model, not a curated record. Lineage: Eukaryota; Metazoa; Arthropoda; Insecta; Hymenoptera; Diprionidae. The transcript is spliced from 6 exons. Bases 22 to 819 code for a protein of 265 amino acids.
ACAAAUGCUUGUUUGAAAACGAUGGACCUGGAUACGAAUUACACCUUUGUGCCGCUAGCAAAAAGAAAUUACGUGUGCUUGACCGAUCGAAGAGUUCAGGAAUUACUUGAAAAAUGGGGCGUUCAACACAAUAUAAACAUCCAAACUUUUUCGUUCAACGAACCUUUUCAACCGUACCUGAAAUAUCGUCUGGUUGAGUCAUUUUUCAAGGACGCGAUUGUCGCCAAAGAGUUGAAAACCAAGAAGUACAAUAGCUGGUGCAACGAAGGCAUUACUGCGACGCAAGUUAAAGCAGAGCAAAUUCCAUGCUCCGUAUUGACGAUGUCUUUUUUCGAUAAGCUGAAAGACCCGAGCAAUAACAUCACCUAUGAUUCGAAUAAAAUUCGGAAGACCAUCAGGUACAACGAGGCGGGAGACAUGAUAACCGAUAACUUGAGAGCAAUGCUGCUCGAUCCAGAAUCCGAGGAAUACAUGCUGUACGAAAGUGACGAACGAAAAGAAUUCAUAUUCCGUAUUAUGCAAAUGCUGGUUAUCGGCGGCAAACUUUGCCAAUACGAAGAUGUGUUGGAGCCCUACUUAGAUGUCACCAAAGUGCUGUACAAAGAUCUAAUAAGAGUUGAUAAACUCGAAGAAUCAAACAAUUUGUCCAUUUCCACGAUGGUUUUAGAAGUUGUCGCUACGCAUUCCGGCGAUGCAUAUUUUCCAAGAAACGUUGAUGACCAACAGAAUAUCGGGUUCUUGUUGGUAGAUGCUAAUAAUCGUCAAAUCACAACUUUCCUACAUCAGUUGGACGGAUGCGAAGAAUGGAAAAAAUUGUAAAACAUAAUUACAAAUAUGUUGAGGAGAUUAUGAGACGAAU